GCUCUGCACUCGACAGGCAGCACUGGCAGGGUCACCAUGCAAUGUGUCGCCUUGGGAAACAUCCAAAUUAAACAGGUUAAGCGGUCUGACUGUCCUUUAUUAUGAGUGAAAGUGUUAUAUAUAAAGAUGGAGAACGCGCGCGCAUGUUACGAAUAAUAUUAAAUUCGAUUCAACGACCAAAUCACCGAUCGAUUUACACGAGGAAAAUCUAACGAGCAGUGAUGAAAGUGCAGAUGAUCAGCAAUACGCAAAGGAUUACAGUGGUUACAGUUACAUGGACGGAAUAGUCUACAGUUUGAAAACUGAAAAUUGGACCAAUGAAGAAUUACCGUGUUUGAAUGAAACCUUACGCUGGAUCCGGAGCUUGCAAAAUUUCACAACUUGGGCUGUAUGGGAAUGGGACUCCGUGUCAUCACAACCUCUGGGUAUAUUGUCUGGCAACCGAUUCCAACUGGGGAACUUCGACCAAUGUAUGUCCACGCCAUGGGACACAUAUCGCCACGAAAUAAAAACUCAGUACUGCCUCGUAGAGGUAGCACUUGAGACAGCGAAACACGUCAAGAAGAAAACUUUGGAUGAAAUAGAACCUUAUGGAAACGUAUUGGAAUUGAUACAGCACGAAACACCUCAUUUCCGACCUCUGAAGUAUCUAACUUGGGGAGCAUGCGUGCCUGCUUGUUGUCAGCCGCAGUCUGUGGAGAGGUUGGUGCGAGUGGUUCUAUCGCACAGCCACCUCGGCGCCGCCGGCCUGCGCCCACGCAUGCACAUCCAUGAGGCCUGCCAGACACCCGACGAGUCCAAGACAUUUGAUGGGCCUUUUUAUGCAUUUGUGGUGACAAUUGGAAUACUAUGUGUAGUAUGUAUAGUCUGUACGAUAAUAAACAAUAAAGGAACGAAAAAUGUAACUUGCAAUGCAUUCUGUCUCGUUGAAAACUCCAAAGAUCUCCUUAAAAUGAAAAAAGAUGGAAUAGAAGUGAUAUAUGGCAUCAGGUUUCUGACGAUUUGUGGCAUCGUGAUGUUACAUCUGAGUGCCGUCAUUGAUGCCGGGCCCGUUAGCAAUGGAAUAAAAUUGGAUGAAGCUCAAAAAGAAAUCGGUUGGUUCGUUCUGCACGACGAUCUAUUAGUGGACACUUUUUUCCUAAUAUCAGCAUUCCUGUUGGCUAAAGGUAUUCUGGAGAUUGAAAACAGACCUUCUGUUGUAGUGCUUAUAGUCAGGAGAUAUGUACGGUUGGUGGUUGGCCUAGCUAUGGUGAUAUUCUUUUUAGCUGCUAUAUUUGAGUACACUGGAUCUGGACCUCUUUGGCACCGAUACAGCGAUGUCGAAGUAGGGGCAUGUCGAGAGAAUUGGUGGCUCAAUUUACUGAUGCUAAGCAACUAUAUCAAUGUAAACCAAAUGUGCCAUGUCGUGACCUGGUACACAACAUGUGACUUUCAUUAUUACGUGAUCGUGGUGAUUGUCUUUGCUCUGUAUAAACGUUGCUCGAAGCUCGGUGUGAUCAGUGCCAUCAUCCUGACCGCAGCAUCCGUCAUCAUACCGGGCGUCGUCAACUAUGCAAACGACUUUCAUCCCAUACAACUGUUCACGUAUGAAUUCCGCUCGAACCCCCGUGGAAAUCUGCAAUUUAGUGCAUCAUAUAUGAAGAGUCACACCAGGGCUGCGUCCUAUGCAGUUGGAUUCUUCGCUGGAUGUUUAUUCGUCAAAUAUAAAGGGAAGGGCAACUUCCGGAUCUCACAGGCGAGAUCCUUGAUAUACGUCUGUGCAGCUUUUGCAAUUAUGUUGAUCGUCCCUUCCCUCGGAGUAUCUUACCUGCACAGAAGCUACUAUGAGCUGGAGGGGCACCUGUACGCAGCCCUGAACAGGCCUAUAUGGGCGGCAGGAGUCGCACUGCUCAUACUUACUUGCUCCUUCGGGCAAGUCCCUCUGGUGACUGGUUUCCUCAAAUGGUAUCCAUGGGUUCCCCUCAGCCGGUUGGCGUACGGUAUAUACCUGGUGCACUUCCACAUCAUAUUCAGGAACGUCGCCAUCACCAGGAAUCCAGAGUACUACGACAAUUUAAGUGUUUUCAUAUCUUCAUUGGGCGUAAUUUGUUUAAGCAUAUUAUUUGCUUUGCUCCUGUGGCUUUUCAUCGAAGCACCAGCGAACAAACUUCUCGUGCUGUUAUUGAAAAGACGAACUAACGAAGGAAGGGGAAAAAACGGCAACGAAGUGAAGAAUCCAGUGGACAUUCCUUCCGAUCAGACGAGCGGAAAAACCAACAAUGGUUACAUUGAUGAUAACUUCCCAAACAUAAUACAGUUUUCUAAAUUAUAAUGUUUUUUAAGAAGUACUUGUUAUAAGAAAAUAUAAUUAUAUGUAGGUAAUAAAUAAAUUUUUAUUAGCA
Molecule: messenger RNA, 2381 nt
Organism: Chilo suppressalis (striped riceborer)
Lineage: Eukaryota; Metazoa; Arthropoda; Insecta; Lepidoptera; Crambidae
Source: the annotation of a GenBank genome assembly